GCGAUUGUUUACAUCACGUACGUAUCGAAAAGCUUCUGUUCCUUUUUUAAUCCUAAAAAUCAUUGAAUUCGUUAUUGUAGUUUAUUGGUGUAUUCCGUUUACCUAUUAUUGCGCUAAAGUUUCCAGUAGGCAGAUACGUUUUUGCUCAUGGUGAUAAUGAAAUCAUACUGGGUGCUCCUGAUCGGAGCCCUACUAAAUCUCACGGUAGCAGCGACAACGCACAAACACAAUCAUCAUACCGCUAGUGCAGGUGCGAAGGAACGUCUGGAAGAUGGAAGUUAUAUUCCACGGGAUGCCUACCACAUGGAUGGAGAAGAACAUCGUUCCGAAUUCGAUCAUGAAGCUAUUUUGGGCAGUGUCAAAGAAGCAGAGGAAUUUGAUAGACUUUCGCCGGAGGAAUCGAAAAGUCGAUUGGCGAAGCUCGUAGUUAAGAUGGAUCUAAAUGCGGACGGGUUCGUCGAUCGACAUGAGCUAAAAGCCUGGAUUCUGCGGUCAUUCAAAAGUUUAUUAGAUGAAGAAGCUGCCGAUCGGUUUGAGGAUGUGGAUUUGAACUCAGACGAUGUUGUUACAUGGCAGGAGUAUUAUACCGAAACCUAUGGCAUGGAUGCUGAUGACGAAGAAUCCAUUAAAGACCCCAUAAUGGAUGCUAAUAAAGAGGAGGAAAAGAAGCUAAUUGCUGACGACAAGGAAAUGUUCGAAGCGGCAGACAGCAACAAGGACGACAAGUUGGACCCGACUGAAUUUGUACAAUUUAUGUCACCCGAAGAAUUUCCACAAAUGUUCGCCGUUGUCCUGAAGCAAACUCUGCGCAACAAAGACGUCAACAAUGAUGGAAAAAUUGACUUUCAAGAGUUUAUCGCUGAGCAAUCGCGUGGACAUGAUAAGGAGUGGUUGAUUACAGAGAAGGAUCGGUUUGAUAAUGAUUACGAUAAAGAUGGUGACGGUUAUCUUAAUGGGAACGAAAUUUUGUCUUGGAUUUUACCAAGUAAUGAGGAAGUUGCAGAGGACGAAGUAGCACAUUUAUUCGUAUCGAGUGACGAGGACCAUGAUGAUCGGCUUUCAUAUCAAGAAAUCAUUGAUAAAUAUGAUAUCUUCGUUGGCAGCGAGGCUACUGAUUAUGGCGAUCAUUUGCAAAAUAUUCAUCAUUUCGACGAUGAAUUAUAAACCAAAAUAUCUUCUUGAAUUCUGCUUAUAGUCACAUAUUUUAAGUUAAACUAACGUUGCCAUUUAAGUGGGAACACAGACCUGUAGAAAACCAGCACAAAUUAUUUCAUUCACCAGUUUUAGACAUCAAAUAAGUUAUUUUAUAGUUUACAUGACCUCUCUCUCAUAUUUCCUUAAUAUCGCAUUUAUAGCCAUAAUCAUUGAAUGUAAAUUAACUCAAACUUGUGUAAGACGAAUGAAACAAAAGUAAACAAUUAUGCCCCGCAUGUAGCAUAAAUAACACGUAUUGGAAAAUUUAAAAUAAAUUUUUGAUAAACGGAUA
Wyeomyia smithii (pitcher-plant mosquito) is the source of this 1486-nucleotide messenger RNA. Its product is annotated as reticulocalbin-2. The record is from RefSeq and is a predicted model, not a curated record. The coding region runs from base 148 to 1164 and encodes 338 amino acids. Lineage: Eukaryota; Metazoa; Arthropoda; Insecta; Diptera; Culicidae. Gene Ontology annotation, molecular function: calcium ion binding. Gene Ontology annotation, cellular component: endoplasmic reticulum. The transcript has 3 exons.